Molecule: messenger RNA, 948 nt
Organism: Macrobrachium nipponense
Lineage: Eukaryota; Metazoa; Arthropoda; Malacostraca; Decapoda; Palaemonidae
Product: vacuolar protein sorting-associated protein 51 homolog
Exons: 6
Coding region: 1-948 (315 amino acids)
Biological process (GO): Golgi organization; Golgi vesicle transport; retrograde transport, endosome to Golgi
Cellular component (GO): GARP complex; membrane; EARP complex
Source: RefSeq, a predicted model, not a curated record
AUGGCGGCGCACACUCAGUGUUUAGAGUAUGAGCCUUUCGAUGUGGCAUUAGAGCUAGUGAUUGAAGCUGCAUCAUCAAGGUGCCAGUCAUCCUUAUCUGCUCUAAAGAUGGGAUUGGCGUCUAGUUUAGGGGAUGUGCGACAUGCUAUGGCUGCACCACGGCACCCAAACCAAGAUGGUACGGAGUCAACACAGCAUCAACUCAAUGAACACUUGACACGUCUUGUGGCUGCUACAGCUGCUUCAAUCAAAGAUAGAAUGGUAGCUUUACAGGCAUUCACACAACCUAAACACACAUUUGCAGUGAAUGCAGAAUUCAGGCACAAGUUUUGCAGGGAACUUGUACGGGAAGGAGUUGUUGUGGCCUUUUUCUUGCACAUAACUGACACACUUCUUCAGUUUUGCCAUAAAAAGGAUAAAGAUCCUGUGCUUCUUUUAUUGCUUUCAAGAAUGUGCCUUGAUCUUCAUACAUCUACAGUUCAUUAUCUUUUAAGCCACUGUGAUGAGCAAUUACAGCUGGAAGAUAAAACUGGGCUGACACCACUCCACACCAUUACAGAUGGAAUGAGAGAUGCUGGACAGCGACUUUUGAACCAUUAUGUACAUACGCAAGGUGCCUCUGUUAGUCAAAUGCUUCGACGUAGUGUUGAACUUAAAGAUUGGUUAGGCUGUGGAGAACCAAGGAGCGUUCGCAGAGUGAUGAGAACCGUCUUAGAUGAAAUAACGACUAUGGAAACUCAGUAUAUGCUAGAAGUUGCCACAAACAGGCUUCCAGAAGAAUCCAGAACAAGUUUUGCUGCUGUGGCUAAAAGUCUUAUGAGAACAUUAUGUGAAGCACUCUAUGAUUUUUUAGACUGGCGCAUAAAAGCGUGGGUGGAGGUAUUAGAAAACUCCAACAAGUCACUUCCCAAUGUGACUGCUUCAUUGCAGUCCAGUGCAUUCUGUUAG